Molecule: messenger RNA, 984 nt
Organism: Protopterus annectens (West African lungfish)
Lineage: Eukaryota; Metazoa; Chordata; Ceratodontiformes; Protopteridae
Product: olfactory receptor 52K1-like
Exons: 1
Coding region: 1-984 (327 amino acids)
Biological process (GO): G protein-coupled receptor signaling pathway
Cellular component (GO): membrane
Molecular function (GO): olfactory receptor activity; G protein-coupled receptor activity
Source: RefSeq, a predicted model, not a curated record
AUGGUCACAAAGUUGUCAAGCAAUCAAACCAGCAAUCAAGAUUUUGUAUUCAUCCUGACAGGACUUCCUGGUCUUCACAAUGUACAACACUGGCUUUCAUUUCCUUUCAUUAUCAUUUUUCUAGUAGCAUUAUUAGGCAAUGUUGCAGUUCCUCUAAUUAUUAUAAUAGACAAAUGCCUGCAUGAGCCAAUGUAUUACUUUAUUUCAAUUUUGUCUGUUGUAGAUCUUAUUGCAUGUCUUAGUGUGCUGCCCAGUGUUUUACUAACACUGGUAUUUGGGUCACUGUCUGUACUUCCUGAUGCCUGCUUCUUGCAAAUGUUUUGUGUUCCCUUUAUUGGAGUCAUGCAGUCUGCAGUAUUAGUAUUAAUGGCUUAUGAUCGCUACAUUGCAGUGUGCAAACCUCUGAGGUAUUCCACAAUUGUGACAAACACAUUUAUAGUAAAAGCAUUCUUACUCUUUACAAUUAGAAGCAUUUGUGCUGUGCUUCCUAUCCCUGUACUUGCUAAUCUAUUGCCAUAUUGUGGUGAGAGAAGUGUUCAAAACAUUCACUGUGAGUACCUAUCUGUUAUCAAUGUGGCAUGUGCUCGCACAACUAUUAGUGAUAAUUUUCACUAUAUCAUAUUUCCUUUGGUAGGACUGCCUGAUGCAACUUUGAUUGGACUGUCAUACUACAGGAUUGUUAGGGUCACAUUACAGUUGAAAUCAAAAGAAGCUCUACAAAAGACUUUUAGUACAUGCAGUUCUCAUAUUUCUGUGUUUGCCUUGGUUUAUUUAUCAGUGUUACUAUCAACAGUGUUAUCUCUUUCUGAAAACCACAUGCCACCAUACAUGCCCCCCCUAUCAUCGGUAAUUUACCUCCUCAUACCACCCACUUUAAAUCCACUGGUAUAUGGUGCAAAAUCCAAACAAAUUAAGAAAACAGUAUUAAAGCAUUUCAGAAACAUCAAGAGUACAUUAACAGACAAGCAAAGAACACACUUUUAA